AUGCCUAAAAAGAUAAAGCAAAAAAAUAAUAAACUUGAAAAUAAUGACAACUCAAAUAGUAUUCUCAAACCAACUUACCCUCCCACUUUAAUAGCAAAUGAUCUCAUCAAAAAUGCCAUUAAACCCAACAAACCUAACAAAAGUAGAGCAAUAACAUUUCCAAACGCUUUUAUCGCGUAUAGAAUGGCAUUAAUCAAAGAAUAUCGUAAUAAGAACAUUACAUUACCCCGUAUGGGCCAACUUUCUAAACUUGCAAAAAAUUCAUGGGAGGAAGAAUCAAAAGAUGUCAAAGAAUUUUACAAUAAGCUAGCUGAGGAUGUCAAAUCUUUGUAUAAGCAAAACAACAUUCAAAUUAUAUUUGAUAAGCAUAUGGUAGUAAAUGAUCAACAAAACGCGAGGGGUGCAGAAUCGGCUUACGUCAAUCAUGAUACCGAGGUAUUUCCUGUCGGUACCUUUACGCAAAAUUCAUCAAGUGAGUAUCUUCCAAAGGAUUCUUCUAUAAAUUAUAACUUUUACGAAGAUCCGUAUGGACAGAAUUCAUCUGAUCGGGAAUUACUUUAUAUACUUGAUUUUCAUUUCAAAAUUGAUACAAAUGAAUAUAUUUAG
Funneliformis mosseae is the source of this 606-nucleotide messenger RNA. The record is from the annotation of a GenBank genome assembly. Lineage: Eukaryota; Fungi; Glomeromycota; Glomeromycetes; Glomerales; Glomeraceae.